Molecule: messenger RNA, 874 nt
Organism: Symbiodinium pilosum
Lineage: Eukaryota; Dinophyceae; Suessiales; Symbiodiniaceae
Source: the annotation of a GenBank genome assembly
GCCGGGGCUCCACCGCGAGAGCCAACAGUAGACGGGAUCCGCAGGCUCUUGAAGUCCCAUCCAGACACUGUCGUUCUCACGUGCACCAGGCAGGGCGCUCACGCCAUGAAUGAGCUGGCAAUGCAGGCCUUGUUUCCAUCCGGCCGUCCUCUGGUCGUCCUGCCAGCGGAUGUGGACUCCAAUCCGGACAAUUACGAGGAUGGGCAGCUCUUGGAAGAUGCAUCUGCUUUGCAGUCCUUGCAGCUCCCCAUCUACAGGGGCAUGCGGCUGGUGUUCACCCGAAAUGUCCGCAAGGAUCUCGACUAUGUGAACGGCAUGGACGGCAAGGUCCUGUCCUUCGACCCUAGCACGCAGGCGCUCGAGGUCCUCACUGCUACCGGCUUCAGGGUUAUGGUCUGGCCAUGGACCGACGUGGAGCGCGGUGAUCUGACCUACUACCCGAUCAAGGCCGGCUACGCGGACAAGAUAAUGAAGUUCCAGGGCGCGGAGCUGACUCACGUGACAGCCUUCUUGGACCGAGCGGGAAUUCCGGGCGCGGCCUACACGGACUUCCUCAUUGGCGGCCUUGUGGACGCGGAGCAUUUCCAGCCUGUGGACGCGCUGUGGAGCACGCCAGAUGCUUCAGAUCAAAAAGAUGGCAGGCUCACAGCAAACGGUUGGGAGAGCAGCCAGUUUCACAACAGCAAGGAGCGGACGAAAUUCCUUCGUCUGAUGGGGGGGCAGAAGUUCGUCGAAGCUGCAAAAGCUCUGGAGGCCGGAGUGGACGAUGACCAGGUCUUCGAGUUGAUUGCAGGGGAGUGGGUCGAAGCCAAGGAGGACGAGGAGGAGGAGUUUGAAGUUAAUGCUGACGCUCCCACCGUAGAGCUCUUGGCAG